UAAAAAUAAAGCAUUUUCAGAAUUAUUUCUACUUAAAAAGAAGCAAUAACUUUUAAAAAUGAUUAGCAAAGCUCGCGUUUCUAGUUUAAUGAGAGUUAUCGCUGGUGGUUCCUGUAGCUGCCCGGCCCACUCGAGACCGGCAACAAGUGUCUUAGCCACCGAAACAGGAAAAGAAUAUGCCUUUGAAAUGUCCUCCUCGACUAUUCGCUACGGGCCCGGUGUUAGUAAGGAGCUCGGACAUGAUUUGAAAAAUUUAAAUGCUAAAAAAAUUUGCGUUGUAACCGAUAAAAAUGUGAUCAAACUGCCAUCAGUGAAGGUAGCUUUCGAUUCUUUGGCACAAUGUGGGCUUCAGUAUGAAGUGUACGAUGAAACUCGUGUCGAACCCACGGAUGAAAGUUUAAUUCAUGCGGCCGAGUUUUCCCGAAAACACAACUUCGACGCCUUCGUUGCGAUUGGAGGUGGCUCCGUGAUAGAUACCUGCAAAGCAGCUAACUUAUACAGUGCCGAUCGGGAAGCCGAUUUCUUGGAUUACGUGAAUGCACCUAUUGGCAAAGCCAAAGAAGUCACAGUACCGCUAAAACCAUUAAUUGCCGUCCCGACUACAGCGGGAACCGGAUCCGAGACCACCGGUGUAGCCAUUUUUGACUACAAAUCAUUACAUGCCAAAACCGGAAUAUCCAGUAAACUGCUUCGGCCUCAGUUGGGUUUGGUUGAUCCACUGCACACACUUUCGCAACCUGAGAAAGUAGCUGCUUAUUGUGGCUUUGAUGUAUUUUGUCAUGCUCUGGAAAGCUUUACCGCUGUGCAUUAUACCGAACGAGGUCCAGCUCCGACAAAUCCUAAGCUUCGGCCACCCUAUCAGGGAAGUAAUCCCAUUUCCGACGUGUGGGCUCGUUUUGCUCUUAAAGUGAUUCGAGAACAUUUUAAAUCUGCCGUUUUCAAUCAAGACGAUCUUAAGGCCCGUUCCAACAUGCACUUGGCAUCCGCAAUGGCAGGCGUUGGAUUUGGGAAUGCUGGAGUUCACCUGUGCCAUGGUUUAUCUUAUCCGAUUUCCGGAAACGUGAGAGAGUUUAUUCCUACGGGGUACGAUCGUGAUCAUCCGAUUAUUCCGCAUGGCCUAUCGGUAGUGAUGACGGCACCAGCGGUUUUCAAAUUCACUGGACCCUCGUGUCCCGAAAGACAUCUGGAAGCUGCUGAGAUUCUUGGAACUGAUAUAACCAGGGCAAAGCGCGACGAUGCUGGAAUUAUUUUAGCGGAUACGGUUAGAAAAUAUAUGCACGAUAUGAAGAUCGAAAAUGGUCUUUCAUCGCUUGGUUUUAAAAGCGACGAUAUUCCGUCUUUGGUGAAAGGAACACUGCCACAAGAACGAAUCACCAAGCUGGCUCCACGAGGCCAGACAGAAGAAGAUUUAGCUAUACUCUUCGAAAACUCAAUGUCCGUUUACUGAUUAUUCGGUUUAAGAUUUAAGUUUCUAUGCAUUUAUGUAACAAACAGGUGACAAUGUCUGAAAUUAAGCUUUACUAUCAAUUUCACACUAUAAAAUAAACAA
Messenger RNA from Sabethes cyaneus, 1549 nucleotides. RefSeq names its product probable hydroxyacid-oxoacid transhydrogenase, mitochondrial (gene T3dh). Gene Ontology annotation, molecular function: alcohol dehydrogenase (NAD+) activity; metal ion binding. Lineage: Eukaryota; Metazoa; Arthropoda; Insecta; Diptera; Culicidae. The transcript has 5 exons. Gene Ontology annotation, cellular component: mitochondrion. The record is from RefSeq and is a predicted model, not a curated record. The coding region runs from base 59 to 1447 and encodes 462 amino acids.